Molecule: messenger RNA, 4476 nt
Organism: Plasmodium gonderi
Lineage: Eukaryota; Apicomplexa; Aconoidasida; Haemosporida; Plasmodiidae
Exons: 1
Coding region: 1-4476 (1491 amino acids)
Source: RefSeq, a predicted model, not a curated record
AUGUUGGGAAGCGAAAGUGGGGAUAAGGAAACUAUCCAAGUGACAUCGAGCUGUUGGCUAAGCAAACGAAAAAUAAACAACAUUAACAAAAAACAAGACAAUUCAAAUGAAGGAAAUGCAAUAACAAUUCCCAAUUUUAACAUAUGUCUGACGUCAAUAGCCUUACCAAUUAUAAAAUUGAAAAAUGAUUUAGAUCGUAUAAGUGAAAAUAAGCAAAUAAACAGACUAAGAGAAAAAAGCAUAAUGCAGAAGAAAAGAAUACGUGAUGUGAAUUAUCCCAAAAAAGAUGAAACAAAACAGAAUGAAUAUGUGACAAAUGAUGAUGAAAUAUGUUCCAUGCUGCUGAGAAGCAAAGCUUUUAAUGAAACCUGGAAACUUGUAAACACUUAUAUGAACUGCUUUAUAUAUAAUUAUGUUAACGAAAUGAUAGAUAAGCAAAUAAAUUUUCUGAAUAAAAAUCUUUGUCUCCUUGAUGAUAAGCUAUCCCUGCUUAUCGUACGAACGCAAACAUGUCCCUUCCUACAUUUGAUGCAAUAUAGGCUCAUUACACAAAAAGUUAAGCUUCUCAACAAUAUCACAAGCGGGACAUGUAAAGAGAAUAAUGAGGACUAUUCACACACCUUUACACGGAAAACAUUAGACAAUCGAAGAGUCACAUAUAUGCUUCUUCAAAAGAAAAGGGAGAUAGGAUCUUGCAUCAUCAAUGUACACACACAAGAUAAUGUAGAAAAUAUAAUUAUGAGAAUUAUAAAAAGAAUGAAUCGAAAAUAUUUUAUGAAAAUUGAUAAGAACAAUAUUAACGAAUUAUUUCAAAAAAUUGUAAAAAAGAAGAGAGGAGUACUUAUUAUAUUUUUGAAAAAUUAUAUAAAAUUAAAAACAUCCGUAUUUAGUGCUCUUUUACUUUAUUUGCUACAUUUGAAAGAAAUUAACUCCAUAAAUAUAAGUGUCAUUAUUACUAGCAAUUGUAUACUCUCAGCAUUAACUAAUUUGGAUUAUUUUGUAAAACAAAAUGUGCAUGUAAAUAUAUGCAAUUUGUAUGUAAAUUAUUACAACUUGAUUGAAAAUAUUAUUUUCAAUCCACUUUUUAACAAUGUCUUGUUUAAAUUAAAAGAGUAUUAUUCAAUUGUUGAUCAGCUCUUUUAUUUAAACCAUGAUAUUAGUUUCCUCAAAAUCAAGUACUUUUUUUACAUGUUCCUACGAGAUUUUUAUGAUAAAAAAAUACUUUCAUUUCUCAAUGUGCCUUUAACCUAUUUCUGUGAAAUCCGUUAUGAGGGGAAAAUUCAAGACCAGCAAUGUCCAGAGGGAGGGACGAAAUACACCAUGCCUUUUACCACAUUUAAGAAAGAACUACUUGAUUGUUUAAAUUUGAUCAAUGUACACGACAUUCGAAACAAAUUUAUUUUACUUCUCUAUGGAAGUAAUUUUUAUGAUUCACAUAUUGAUCAUUUGAAAUCCAAAGGAAAGCAUCAUACAAUCUAUCAUAUUAGUGAUUUUCCUAUGGGAGGACGCUGUGUCCGUGGGAAAUCCACAGAGAGGGGGAAAAAUAUCCCUGUACAGGUGAUUGAUACUAAGACAAACAAAGAAAGAAACACAUCCCUUUCACAUGAGCAAAGUAAAACUAAAUAUGGAAAUCGAAAUAACGAGGAAAUUAAUCCACAGCUCGAUGGCAAAAAUGCUAUCCAACAAGUUGACAUGAUGAAAAGAAAGAACGAAAGACCGCGGAAUAACGAGCAAAAUGAUCAGAUUAAGGUAAAUAUCCAUUCAGAAGAAAAGGAGAAAAUUUCAAAAAAAAGAAAAAGAAAAAAUGAAUUUUUUUACAAUUGUAUAAGGUACCUUAAUUUUGCGAAAAAUGAAGAGAAGAAAAUGUGCUUCAUGGAAGAAGAAAACUACACUUCGAGCAAUCUAAUUGGAAGUGGUGAAGAAAACGAUACGUGUGUGCAGAAUUAUCAAGACACUUGUGUAGAUCAUGAAAAUUGCAAAAGUGAUUUACCAAAUGAUGUGAUGAGGGAAACAUUCAUGCAUGAACUAAUUCAUUUGAUGCAAAAAGACACGAUAAGGAAAAGACUAAAAUCAAGCGAAAAUUUCAGAAAUUUUUAUUUUCAAAAUUAUACAUUACACAACUUGACGGAAGGUUUAUCACCAAUGAACAGAACAAUGAACAGAAAUUUCACAGAAGAUUGCAAUUGCUUAAAGCAAUACAUUAUAAACUACCUGAUCGAUCAUAUAAAAUUGGAACAUAAUUUUGAUACCUUAAAGGUACUUAGGAAUGAAUGGAAAAAUAACGAAUUUGUGAAAAUAUACAAAUAUGAAAAUAUGUUGUCAAAAAUGGAAAAAAUAAUUAUUAACAGCAAGGUGGAAAAAAAAAAUAAAAAAAAAGAAAGCACAGCAAAAUGUGGAAACACGGAUAAAAUUUCUGGCAGAAAUUCAGGAAGAAUAAUGAAAAAUGAAGAAAGAGAAGGAGAAGAAAAAAAAAAAAAAAAACACCAAAAAAUCGCAAUGCUCUAUUUGCACAAAUGCUUAGUAAAGUCAAUCAGCAAAAGAAUGAUUACUCUCUUGUUUAAAAAAAAAAAAUAUAACAUAUGUCUUUUAAUUAUUAACAUGAUUUUAAAAAGCAUACCAGCAUAUUCAUCACUAAGAAAAAGGAUGCAAAUUUUAAAAGAAUUUUUUAAAAAAUAUGAACAGAAAUUUUUUGUGUACAAUGUUAAGGAUCUUAUAAAAGCAAAUGACGAAAUAGAAAAAGAAUUUAAAGAAAUGAUAAACGCUAUUUGUGACAUUUUGAUAAAUCUUUACAUGAACAAAAUUAAUGUGUUAAAAAAAAUUUUAAAUGAUAUCUCUACUUUUUUGAAAAGCAUCACUUAUAUACUUAAAUUCGAAAAAUACUUAAAUGAAAAAGAAUUUUAUGCAUUGAAUUUUUCAACAUUUGUACACAAACUAAACAUUUUAAUCCGUCUUUUCGAUCUUUUUAACAAUUUAAAAAAAAAAAAAUGUAAUGAUGCAAUCCAUGCACAAGAGCACAGAAAUUGCAAUGAAAAUUUGGUUCAUAAAAACGUUUCCAAUAAAGACAGGGACUCUUCAAAUAUGACAACUAAUUCGUGUUCACGUUCUAUCACUCAUGAUGGCAAAUUUAGCAAAAUGUUGACUCCUUUGUGGUGUAACAAGGUUCAUGGAAAAGAACACAUUGACCAGUCUUUAGAAAUGAAUAAAGCAAAUGAGGUGAUAAACACGCUUCACUGCAGUGGUACCAGUACUGUAGAACCAAAUGAAAAUAAAAUGAAUAAUACAUACGUCAUCACUGAUAUAGGAGAGAACGAUAAUUCAAGCAAUUUCAUUCAAAACAAAGUUAAGAAUAACGAGAUGGUUAACUUGUUCAGAAGAAUGGACGACACAGAUAUUGAUCUAACCCUCAUUGAAUUUAUUCUAAUCUUUUUUUGCGAAUUUUUUUAUUUCCUCCUAAUGCCCUGUAUAUAUUUACUUCCCUUGAUCAAUACAUGUAUAGCACAUGAUCAUUCAGCUGAUGCGUGUGAUGUACUGAACAAGAACUUACAAAUUAAAUUGUUGCAUGUGCUUUAUUACAACAAGUUAGAACUAAAAGAUUUGUAUAGCCUCCCCCAUACAUUUGCCUCAUCAAAGGUGAGGCCCCAUAAUGAAAUACCAAAAAAUAAGGGUAUACAAGAAAAAAGUGAAGAUUUUGUGGAUAAAACUGAACUGGAUAUUCAUCUAUCCAAAAAAAAAACGAUAACAAGUUUUGAAUCCGCCUAUGAGUUGCACAACAUAUGUCAAAUGGAGGACAUGGUAAUUAUAUUCCACAUUAUUCAGAGAUUUAACGCAAAAUAUAUUAACAUAUGCAGCAUGUUUAUUGAGUAUAUCCAUGCAAAGCUGAAUCUAAGUCAUCAGGGAGGUGGCAGAAAAGGGGACGCGGCGAGUCCCAAUCGGGAUCGAGAAAAUAGAAACAGAGAAAGGGAAAGAAAAAGUGAAAGAGAAAGGGAAAGAGAAAAUCGUCAACCGGACGGAAUGGCAUUGUACGAGUGGUCUAACCUCGACUGUGAAUCGUUUCAAGGAUUGUUCUACAAUUUCAUUAUUGCAAUAAUGUCUCUUUAUAAUUAUUUGAGAAUCAUACAUAUACCAUCUUCCUUUUUGAGGGGAAAAGGCGAAGUAGAAUUAUCAACAUCUAUCAAUUACAAUGAGAAAAGUGUCAGUGAUGAUGAAGAAAAUCACGUAAUCAGCACAAAUGAAAAUGGGAAUAUACAAAAUUUACAACAUGAUUCAAAAAAGCUAACUGUAUUGUGCACACCUGGAGGACGACGACAUGAUGUUCUUGAGAAGGAGGCACAACUACUCAAUCAUAAAGAAGUAGUAAUUUCUUCCCAUGCAUAUGUAAAUCAGAAUAUGGAUCAAAAAUACAAAAAUUACAUACUGGACAUAUUGGGUAACAUUAAUAUAAGAAAGAUAAUAUUUGGAAGGAGUUACAUCACGUGA